This is a messenger RNA of Cricetulus griseus (Chinese hamster), 414 nucleotides long. NCBI's taxonomy places the organism in Eukaryota, Metazoa, Chordata, Mammalia, Rodentia, Cricetidae. The record is from RefSeq and is a predicted model, not a curated record.
AUGGGUGACUGGAAGGGCUACAUCAGUGCGGUGCUGCGGGACCAGCGCAUCGACGAUGUGGCCAUCGUGGGCCACUCGGACAAUCGCUGCGUGUGGGCGUCGCGGCCCGGGGGUCUGCUGGCGGCCAUCUCCCCGCAGGAGGUGGGCGUGCUCACCGGGCCAGACCGCCACACCUUUCUGCAGACCGGCCUGAGCGUGGCGGGUCGCCGCUGCUGCGUCAUCCGUGACUACCUGCUGGCCGAGGGCGACGGUGUACUGGAUGCACGCACCAAGGGACUGGACGGGCGUGCAAUCUGCGUGGGCCACACGCCGCGGGCGCUCCUGGUUCUCAUGGGCAGACGAGGUGUGCAUGGAGGCAUCCUCAACAAGACAGUGCACGACCUGAUCGGUGGGCUCCGGGAGCAGUGCUCCUAG